AUGAGCAAAGCUGCCGGCUCAACAAGUGGCUGUUUGGAUAUUUUAAACGUCAAAUCCAGUCGGAUUCUGGACAUCCCGUGUAAAGUGUGUGGAGACCGCAGCUCAGGGAAGCAUUACGGGGUGUACGCGUGCGACGGCUGCUCCGGCUUCUUCAAGAGGAGCAUCAGGAGAAACCGGACGUACGUCUGCAAGUCUGGCACUCAGGGCGGCUGUCCGGUGGAUAAAACUCACAGGAAUCAGUGUCGCGCCUGUCGCUUGAAGAAGUGUUUGGAAGUGAAUAUGAAUAAAGACGCCGUGCAGCACGAGCGGGGUCCGAGGACGUCCACCAUCCGGAAACAGGUGGCGCUCUACUUCCGAGGCCACAAGGACGUGAACGGCUCGGCCGCCCCGUUUCCCGCCGCCUCUAUCCCCGGACCGCCCUUCUUCACCACCGUCAGCCAGCUGGACACGCACAGCCUCGAGCUCAACACGGUGGCCAGCACGCCCGAGCGCCAGCAGACCAUGGUGGGACUCGCUCAGCCCACCCCAAAAUAUCCACACGAAGUGAGCGGCGCUCCUCUGUAUUUGUAUGAAGUGGCCACGGAGUCGGUGUGUGAGUCAGCGGCGCGUCUGCUCUUCAUGAGCAUCAAAUGGGCCAAGAGCGUCCCCGCCUUCUCCACCCUGCCCUUACCUGACCAGCUGAUCCUAUUAGAGGAGGCCUGGAGGGAACUGUUCGUACUGGGCAUAGCACAGUGGGCCAUUCCUGUGGACUCCAACACUCUGCUGGCUGUUUCAGGGAUGACGGCGGAUAACACAGAGUCUCAGAGGCUCAACAAGCUGAUGGCGGAGAUCCAGGCGCUUCAGGAGGUGGUGACGCGUUUCCGGCAGCUGCGGCUGGACGCCACAGAGUUCGCCUGCCUCAAGUGUAUAGUCACCUUUAAAGCAAUCCCAACGCACAGUGGCUCAGAGUUGAGAAGUUUCCGAAAUGCCAGCGCCAUCGCAGCCCUGCAGGACGAAGCCCAGCUCACCCUGAACAGCUACAUCCACACCAGGUACCCCACUCAGCCGUGCCGCUUUGGGAAGCUGCUGCUGCUCCUGCCCGCGCUGCGCUCCGUCAGUCCGUCCACCAUCGAAGAAGUCUUCUUCAAAAAGACAAUCGGCAACGUCCCCAUCACGCGGCUCCUCUCCGACAUGUACAAAUCCAGCGACAUAUGAAACCUGAGCGCGGAGAACCAACCAGAACUUCACAAAGCUGGCCUGGGACAGCGAGAGACCGCCUUAAGCCCAGUCCCAAAAACUCAAUCUCCUGCUACGAUUAUCGUCAUGUAACGAGGGUGAGCGUCCACGAUGCUUCUGGAAAACACCUCGACGCCUCUUACAAGUGAUCUCGCGAUGUUCUUAACAGCACAGAGUCCAGAUGGGAGACUAUGUGGACUGUCCAGAACUAAAGACUAGGAGGGGCUAGACAAGUUGACUGAUCUAAACGAUACAUUUCUAACUCGUCUCCAUCUAAUCUACAAUAUUUAAGUCUAGAACUUGCUUUUCCUCCAACGGCAGUUUGGGACAAAACAGAGGCAUCUUUGUAGUCAUUCUUGGCUGGACUGAUAGUUGCGUACAAUCACGGAACCAUUGCUCAGUGACAGAACCUUUUAAAGACUCUAAGACCAAUGAGCUUUUCCAACCAAUGUUUUCUCCAUUUCAACUUUGUUUAUUUCAUUUGCAACGUUCUGUCUGUGAGAGCUAUGGCGGAAACC
Colossoma macropomum (tambaqui) is the source of this 1733-nucleotide messenger RNA. It is a transcript of the gene nr2e1, whose product is annotated as nuclear receptor subfamily 2, group E, member 1. The transcript is spliced from 9 exons. The record is from RefSeq and is a predicted model, not a curated record. Bases 1 to 1194 code for a protein of 397 amino acids. Gene Ontology annotation, molecular function: nuclear receptor activity; zinc ion binding; RNA polymerase II cis-regulatory region sequence-specific DNA binding. Lineage: Eukaryota; Metazoa; Chordata; Actinopteri; Characiformes; Serrasalmidae. Gene Ontology annotation, biological process: cell differentiation; negative regulation of transcription by RNA polymerase II; anatomical structure development.